UGAGUGGCCGCAUAUGACUUUGGCCUUGUGAAAAAUUGAUCUGGGUGAAGAACAAAUCAAUCCUUUCUGGGUUCAAAUUGGGAAGGACCCGAGUCAAACUGGUAAAUAUAGCAAACAAUAGGCAAAUAGUUCAUUGUAAUCAAAGCAAAAUUGAUCUUCGUUUUCCCUUUUUUGUCUCUUCAGAAUUAGGUAGAACUUAGCAGAUCUUUGUUAGGUAGAAAACAGGGCAAAAAUCUCGUUUUUAUCGCUGCAAAUAUGAACGUCGGACCAUCUGGUUUCAAUAAUGCACCAGUGACAAGGGCAAUUGUAAUUGCGUGUACUAUCUUCACCAUCAUAUUUGGUGUUCGUGGUCAUGGAAAUCAGCUGGGAUGGUCUUAUCAGGAUAUCUUCCAGAAGCUUCAAAUCUGGAAGCUGAUCAUAUCGGCUUUUACCUUUUCUUCUACCCCUGAACUAGUAUUUGGAUUAUAUCUGCUGUACUACUUCCGUGUCUUCGAGAGGCAAAUCGGUUCAAACAAAUAUUCUGUUUUCCUGCUGUUCUCUUUUGUGGUCUCUUUAUUUCUUGAGGUUCUUGCUCUACAACUUAUUAAAGAUCCUUCCUUGAGUAUCCUGUCUGGGCCCUAUGGACUAAUUUUUUCUUCCUUUGUGCCCUUUUAUCUCGACAUUCCGGUUUCUACCCGGUUCCGCUUAUUUAGUCUCAACUUCUCUGACAAGACUUUUAUUUAUUUAGCUGGCCUCCAGCUUCUUUUCUCAUCCUGGAAAAGAUCUAUUGUACCCGGGCUCUGUGGAAUAAUUGCAGGUUGCUUGUAUCGUUUGAACUUUUGCCGUAUUAGGAAAGUGAAGUUCCCAGAAUUUAUUACAUCCUUCUUUGCUCGACUUUCUUGGCCAUCAACGGGUAACCUGCCACCACCUUCUGCACCAGCAAGAAAUGCCCCAGGAAACGUACCAAUCUUUGCUGGUCGCCAAAUGGAGGGGAACUACCCAGCUCCAGUUUCAUCCACCCCAGAACCACCAGAAGACGCUAUUUCUAUGCUGGUAUCAAUGGGCUUUGAUAGGAACUCAGCAAGGCAGGCACUCAUCCGUUCAAGAAAUGAUGUUAAUAUAGCCACAAACGUCCUUCUCGAGUCACAAUCACGCUGAGAUGGAACUUGCAGCAGUUCCUGGAGGUGUUCAUAAUAUGGAAUUUUUUGGGAAUGGUUGGAUUUACUUUCUCUUCCAAUCUUUCAAGGUGCUCUUCGGUUUUUGUUCCUCUGUUUCUUUAGCAUUUCAUGCACUUGUCUCAUUCCAACACCACCCUAAUUGAUUGUAAUACCUGGAUCAUCAUAUACAGGGUUGUUCAAAUGCAUCAUUUUAGAGAUUAGGUUAUUAUGUAUAGUUGCAAUGAUGAGCUCUUACUGGUUUUCUGGUGAUUGUAAAUCUGACCAAAUUACUCACUCCUAUAGGUUGAAAAUAGUUUCUUGCUUUUUCGAAUCCUGAAUCAUCCUCUUAUUGGAGCUUGAAUGUUGAUUGGUUCUUUAUUCGUUA
Messenger RNA from Solanum lycopersicum (tomato), 1521 nucleotides. RefSeq names its product rhomboid-like protein 20. Gene Ontology annotation, molecular function: serine-type endopeptidase activity; protein binding. Gene Ontology annotation, cellular component: membrane. The record is from RefSeq and is a predicted model, not a curated record. Lineage: Eukaryota; Viridiplantae; Streptophyta; Magnoliopsida; Solanales; Solanaceae.